Molecule: messenger RNA, 183 nt
Organism: Lasiosphaeria miniovina
Lineage: Eukaryota; Fungi; Ascomycota; Sordariomycetes; Sordariales; Lasiosphaeriaceae
Exons: 2
Source: RefSeq, a predicted model, not a curated record
CGACACAAACACCACCAUUCCCACGGCACCCGACCCGACUUCCGCCGACAAUGUCUCCGCCCUCGGAUAACUGCCCGACGUUUCUCAACAAGAAGGCUGCAACUGUGCGAGUGCAGAGGCGCCGCGCUCCAAGCCGGCUUCCUGCUGUCGCAGCGUGGCUGUCCUGUGCCAUCUGCCAAGGUG